AUGGCCCUCCGUCUCUCUGUCCUCCCGCUAGGCCUCAGACACGCCGUCUUCGCCUCCGCUCGCCCUCCCGGUUUCUCCCAUUGGCAUACUGCCUCCUCGCUUUCUCGUCUCGCUCUCCGCACACGGCCCGCGACGCGGCCAUUCUCGACUCAAUUCUUUACACGCGCCCCAGGUCCCAUUCCGUUCCUCGGCAGAAACCUCUACUGGCUCGUUCCCGUCGCUGGCGGUCUUGCGUUCUACGCUUCGCCCGGCGCUCCCUCUCAGCUUCUCCCUGCCAUCUUCGCUUCCCCGACCCUCAUUCCAUGUCCCGCGCCAUGUCCCUCAACCGCAGACAUCUCACCGACCAUCCUCUCGCCCGCUGAGCCUGCCGACACCCGCAUCAUUGUGCGCAUAUGCGUGUUCUUGAACGACUAUGUCUGGGAGCCCGUCCUUACCACCAGGCGAUUCAUCUAUCUGGUCUGGCUCUUCUUUCCGGUGCUUUUCACUGCACCCAUGCUGCUCGUUGGUAGGCCCGAGGACAGGCUGCAUGGGGACAAGUGGGGCGCCGUCUGGUGGUACGGCUAUUUGACGAGCCAGAUGCAAAAAGCGGGGCCUACGUUUAUCAAGCUAGCCCAGUGGGCGGCGUCUCGUGCAGACCUAUUCCCCUCCUUGCUGUGUGAACGCUUAGGCGCACUCCAUUCGCGAGGCAGGCCUCAUCCGUUUUCGCAUACCAAGCGCCUCAUCGAGCAUGUCUUCCAAAGGCCCUUUGACGAGGUCUUUGAGGAAUUCGACGACACGCCGAUCGGCACCGGCGCAAUAGCCCAGGUCUACAAAGGCACGCUCAAGAAGGACCUCAUCCCGCCCUCGCACCUCUUGCCAAAGCGCCCACGCAAGAACGUCCUUCCACCCUCGCUCACAUCCGAGCCGCUCCCCUCCGUGCCCUCCGCAGCGGUGCCAUCAAGCAUGGAAUGGCUCUCGCUCCCCGAGGAGGUCGCGGUGUUUGGCCGCAUGAUGCACGAGCAGCUCGACCUGCGCGUGGAGGCGAGGAACCUGGAGGCGUUUGAGCAGAACUUUGCGGGGAGGAAGCUGCCCGUGACGUUCCCUCGCCCGCUGACGGUGUGGACGAGCAAGGAAAUCCUGGUGGAAGAAUACCAAAACGCGCUGUCGCUGGAGUUGUUUCUGAAGAAUGGUGGUGGUCCGUACAAUGACCUGUUGGCAGAGGUCGGGCUGGAUACGUUCUUGAACAUGUUGCUACUGGACAACUUUGUUCACUCAGACUUGCACCCAGGCAAUAUCAUGAUCAAAUUCACGAAACCUACCACACUGUCCCUUAGGAACACUGCAGCAUCCGCGCUACACAGGCCCGCAGAGGCAAUUCCUCCAUCAGAGCGAUCCUCUGACCACGUCGUCGACCACCUCCGCACACUCAUUGACGACCCGCCAGCAUGGCGCGCCGAGCUCACGUCCCUCGACGCCGCGGGCUACGUCCCCGAGAUCGUCUUUGUCGACGCGGGGCUCGUGACGACGCUGAACGACAAGAACCGCACGAACUUCCUCGACCUGUUCCGCGCGGUCGCCGAGUUCGACGGGUACCGCGCGGGGACGCUGAUGGUGGAGCGCUGCCGCACGCCGCAGCUCGCGGUGGACGCGGAGACGUUCGCGCUGCGCAUGCAGCACAUCGUGUUGAACGUGAAGCGCAAGACGUUCUCGCUCGGGCAGAUCAAGAUCUCGGACAUCCUCACGGCGGUGCUGCGCGCGGUGCGCCAGCACCACGUCAAGAUGGAGGCGGACUUUGUGAACACGGUGAUUUCGAUCCUGCUGCUGGAGGGCAUCGGGCGCCAGCUGGACCCCGGGCUCGACCUGUUCAAGAGCGCGCUGCCGACGGCGUCGCAUUGGGUGUUGCACUGA
Postia placenta MAD-698-R-SB12 is the source of this 1887-nucleotide messenger RNA. RefSeq lists its product as hypothetical. The record is from RefSeq and is a predicted model, not a curated record. Gene Ontology annotation, cellular component: mitochondrion. NCBI's taxonomy places the organism in Eukaryota, Fungi, Basidiomycota, Agaricomycetes, Polyporales, Adustoporiaceae. Bases 1 to 1887 code for a protein of 628 amino acids. The transcript is spliced from 5 exons.